CGGCACCCGCAUCUUUCACCAGCACCAGCUCCAUGUGCACAUUAUAUAAGGCAUCAGGUCCGAUGGCAAACAUAAACGCCGCGAUCUGUUCAUUCGGUCAUGUUCGUUGACUCCAUCGGAACAGCAAAAGAGAGACGGCUGUCCGUCCGUCUGUCUCACAGCUAGAAAGGGAAUAAUACUACAUAGUCCAACUCGUCCACACAAGGGAUGGCACAUGCCGCCCAGUCUGCGCCAUCUGUCCAUCCCUCAGUGCAGGUGCCACUUCUGCCUUAGCCUACUCAUCGGCUUCACGAAGUACAUGUCAUGCUCCUCCUGCACACACACACACACACACGGACGUAUGGCUGUGCGUGUGUGUGUGUGCGUGUCUGUGUGUGUCCACAGGUACCUGAGUGGACCUGUGUGGCGAGAGCGUGUCGUCGGGGACGUUGAGCGACCGAAUGAUGCGGGAGAGCGAAUCAAGCAACGACAAAAUGCUGCCAUCCCACAGAAAUACACACACAAACAGCACACAGGCGUCGGCAUACACGCCGAGUUCAGGCGCCGCCGUGUGUGUGGGCUGGAGGGUGUGCGCCAGACCACACCUGUCGACGUCAGGCGCCCUCCUCUCGCCGCUGCCCCGGUGGCUAGAAUUCCCCCGCAGUGGCACACAAAACACACACAGACAAACAAAGAGGCAUGAAAGAUGGUCGGUGUGGCCGUGUGUGUGUGCGUGUGUGUGGUGUGGUUACGGGUGUGACGCCUGUGAGUAGAGGAGGUGUAUGGUGGAGUAGAGCGACAGAACGAGCGGAUGCACCAGGCGGCUGCUGAGGAAUACCCAAUUCCUAAGUGAGUCAGUGGAGGGGAUGGACGAGUGAAUGAGAAAAUGCGCCGAUGCGCAAAGACAGGCAGACAGACAGACAGACAGACAGAAGCACACACACACCUGAACUGCAGCUUGCAGACCUCCUCGAGCCCGGGGGUGUGCGGCCAGGGGUUGUCAGACGCCUCGCGGUCCUGCAGACACACACACACACACAGAGAGAGAGAUUUCGUGUGUGUGUCUGCCUGUGUGCGUCUGUGUGUUGUUUGUGUGCCUGUGAUAUUCUCCACUCGAGGGGCUCAAGCCACGAGCAGACCAUUCCCGCCCACUCCUGGUAGCCCUCGUACGCCUCACACACAUCGCCCAACAGCUGAGCACACGCACACACCCACCGAAAGAGAGAGAGUGCCUGUGUCAGUGAGUGUGUGUGUGUGUGCUGAUGUUUCUGUCCGUCUGUCCGUCUGUCUGUCUGUCUGUCUGUUUGUCGAGUGCGCACCUGCAGUCUCAUGCUCGCCUCAGCGCCCCACUUGCCAUCAAAGCGAUGCGACCAGCCCUGACCGUCACGCCUGCACGCCCUGAGCAUCACACAGCACAAGAUACACACACACAUAGACACACGGACCCACCGUGAUGGACCACACUCAUUCCCACUCCCUCCCUCACCGUGGCUGUGGGCUUGACGGUGGCGUUGGUUGUGGUGUCUCUGUGGCUAUGGCUGUGGCUGUGGCUGCGGCUGUGGUGCGUGUGGGUGGUGGCCGUCUGGUGGGUGUGGAGGUGGCCAUGGGAAACCGCCCGAACAGCGGAUCGCUGCGCGCGCCACACCACACACACAGGUAACAGUCACCUGUGUGUGGUGUCUGGUGUGUGGGUGGAUCGAUGUCAUGUGCAGCGCACACAGAGACAUUUACCGUUCGCUGUGUUGCGCUUCGGCGCCGUCGCCAUGGUCACGGUCGAUCUUUCUUCUCUUGCGGGUCACCGUGUCGGCCUCCUCUGCGUCCUGACAAGGCACACACACACACACACACACAUAUACGCUGUGCUGUGCAGGUACAUGUAGGUGUCUGAGGUCGGCGUGCGCCGCGCCGCGCCCACCUGCGCGUGUUCCCAUGCGCUGGCAAAUGCGGGAUGGACCAUCGACUCAUCUUUCUCCUGUGCGCACACACACACACACACACAGAGAGAGAGAGAGAGAGAGAGAGAGAGGGGUGGCAAGAUCGAUCACACGCAGUGUGAGAUCGGAUGCGUGUGUGUAGGCGUGUUAGUACGUGUGUGGCGUCCUGGUCUGGCUGGUGUCGGUGUUGGUUCUGGGUGCGGCUGCGGCUGCGACUGCGUUGUGCCGGCUGUGGUGUGUCAUUCUCCUCGUUGUAGAGGGGCAGGUUGAGCAGCUCCUCCUCUAAGUCAUACCGACUGCCGCUCUCGGGCGGCAACAAGGGCUGCACUCAGCCAUUUAACCAGACAGACAUUCGGGUGCAAACUGCUGGCAGCCAGACCGACCGACCGACAGACCUGGUAUCUGUCCACGAGCUUCUCGGCAAUGAGGCGCGCCCUGAGACACACACACACACACACACACAGAUGUCUUGUCUUGCUGCUGUGUGUGAGGUGAGAGAGACCUACCUGAGUUCUACUUCCUUGGAGCAGCACUCAUACAGGAGCAGCCAGUUGCUCUGCGUCAACUUGCGCACGAUCUGAACCGCUGUAUGUGUGUUGGUGUUAUGGCCGGCAACACAUAGAUACACAUGCAGAGCAAACAUGAGAACAGACAUUUACUUUCUGCACGGCUCUGUCUCGUGUCCGUCUGUACCGCUCUUGUUGAGAAAUGCGGGCAGCUGGACGGACUCUCCAACACAAUGCUCCAGCACGCUGCUCGCCACAUGCCCACUGAACGGACAACGCACAGCACACACAACAACGAGGCCUCCACAUUACAGUCGUCCCUCCCCGUGUGCGGGCGUGCGGCAUUCACCGAUUCCUGUUGUCCUCAUGUGUGUCCGCCGCCGAGGAAGCUGCUGCAGCUGAGGGGCUCUCGGCCGCUGACGCAGACCGCUGCUGACACGGCACCCUCACUGCCCACCUGCCCACACACAUACACAUACAGAGACAGAGAGAGAGAGAUGCCCAGCCCACACACGAAAGUGUCCAUGAGUGUGCUCACCGGUCAAAAAGAGUCCGCGGGAGCCUCCUGAGUACCUUCUGCUGAAACCACCGCCAGCCUGUGGCCAGGUGGGACGACUCGACCGGCACCUUCCUGCACACACACACACACGCACCGCUCACACACUCACUCAGUGGCAUCUGAUGUGUGUGAUUAGGCUAGGUUGUUAGUCUGCAGUCCAACCCACCACUUCUCAUGCAUGGCUUUGGUCUCCCUCAAAAUGGCCCACGACAGCAAAGGCGACGCACCUGGGGACAGUAGGACACCCACACACCAACAGAGAGAGACAUAUAUACAGGAGGGAACGGUGCGCGUGUGAGUACUGAUCAAUCAACAGAAUAGAUAGCGGCGCUCACACAGCAUGAGUGCGUCGAGCGACACAGCCGCCCCACUGCUGCCGGUGGCGGUGGCGGUGGCCCUUGCAACAACACCAGGUGGCACCCGGGCGGCCCUGCUCCCUCUCCGACGCGCUGCACACCACAACACACCACAACACACAAAUGGCCGUCCAUCCAUCCAUCCAUCCAUCCAUCGAGGCACAGACGAUCGUACCGAUGUCGACGAGUGCCGUGUUGAAGGCUCCAGGGAACUCCUCUGCCAUGUACUGGACGACCAGCGGCAGGCUGCCCUCCUGCCCACACAUGAAGCACAGCAGCCUCUUGCAGCACACCGACGCCCGAAAGAAGUCAGCUGACGAGACGAAGGCAAACACCGCCGGGUACAAUUCCUCUGGCACCUACACAUCACAUCACACGAAGGGGUGGCCCUGCGGGUCUGGUCUCCCUGUGUCUGUGUCGGUGCUCUACCUGCAGCAGCGGGAAGCAGUCCCCUGGGCUGCCGGCUGACUCAUGGCUGCCCUCGGCUGCUGUCUGCGUGCCGCUUUGCUGGUCUGGUGGCACUGCCGCCUCUUCCCCCUCGUCGUCGGCCAAGUCGUAAAGCAGGUCCUCAGCCAGGCUCGUCUGCGUCGGCUGAGCCUCGACAGGCGGCGGCUUCCGCUUUCGGUACUUCUCACUACAGGCAAGCAAGUCCAUCCCCUGAGGCGUCCUCAAAAUC
Molecule: messenger RNA, 4010 nt
Organism: Vitrella brassicaformis
Lineage: Eukaryota; Vitrellaceae
Source: the annotation of a GenBank genome assembly